AACCCUACAUUUUGCUAUAUAAAUCCUAGAAAACUCAUUGUAAACCUCAACAACACACGAGACAAUCACUAUAAUUUAAAUAAAAGAGAGAUCGCUGAGAAGAGAAAGAGAGAUGUCGAGAGUUUUGUCAGUGGUUGGUGUCUUCCUCGCUCUGUCUGUUGUCCAUGCACAUGCUCGUCAAAUGCCGGGUGUGUUUGAUGAGAGCAAGACGACGACACAUGACGAUACAACUACAACGCUCGUGCAUGCAAAUGCAGCUAAUCAGACACCACCAAAAAGCAUUGGCGACAAAAAAUGCAUCGGAGGAGUAGCAGGAGUCGGCGGAUUCGCGGGAGUUGGUGGUUACGCCGGCGUGGGAGGUCUAGGUAUGCCACUCAUUGGAGGUCUUGGCGGUAUUGGUAAAUAUGGUGGCAUAGGCGGUGCAGCUGGAAUCGGUGGUUUUCAUGGCAUAGGCGGUGGUUUAGGCGGUGUAGGAGGUGGGCUAGGCGGCCUUGGUGGAGUAGGCGGUGGAAUCGGUAAAGCAGGAGGUAUCGGUGGUGUUGGCGGUCUAGGUGGAGCUGGGGGUGGUUUAGGUGGAGUCGGUGGUGGAAUUGGCAAAGCAGGUGGUAUUGGCGGUGUUGGCGGUCUAGGCGGAACCGGGGGUGGUAUAGGUGGAGUCGGUGGUGGUGAUGGUAUCGGUAAGGCAGCCGGUAUUGGUGGUGUUGGUGGCGUCGGCGGUGGACACGGUGUCGUUGGUGGCGGGAUACUUCCACAUCCUUGAUUAUUCUUAGGGUGAUCACUUGAUGUAUUUUCUCGUUUGGGUUUUUGUAACGUUUCCUUUGAUUUCGGCCAUUGUGUUAUGUAAUGUGUGACUAUUGUUUAGUCCUUGAUCAUAGUUACGGUUCGUACUAGUGUAUGAAGUUCUCUGCUC
Raphanus sativus (radish) is the source of this 910-nucleotide messenger RNA. Its product is annotated as glycine-rich protein 23-like. The transcript has a single exon. The record is from RefSeq and is a predicted model, not a curated record. NCBI's taxonomy places the organism in Eukaryota, Viridiplantae, Streptophyta, Magnoliopsida, Brassicales, Brassicaceae. Bases 113 to 760 code for a protein of 215 amino acids.